CGCGCGCCAUGGCCGCCCCGCCCGCCCGAGCCCCGCUCCCCGGCACCGCGCGGCGGGCCCGGCCGGGGCGGGGCGGCGGCGCCCCGGGGAAGGCAGCCGGGGCCGGCUCUCCGCCCCUCUGCUCCCGUUUGCCUACGUGCGGCGGCGGCGGGCGGCGGGCGCGGCCGGGGGCGCCCCUUGCGCUCCCGCAUUGCCGGGGUGCGGCGGGGAGGGAGGCACGGCCGCUCGCUGGGCCCCGCCGCCGUGAGAGCCGGACGUGCUCAGCAGCGGGGAGGCGAUGUUGGUGCUGGGCUGCAGUUCAGAGUCCGGUAGUUUCAGCAAUCUGUUUGAGGCAGGAACCGGUGUGAACGCACCUGCAGAUGCUUUUGGUCAGUCUCCAGCUCACUUGGCUGCUUGUGGUGGUGAAGCUUUUUUCCUACUUUGGCAACUGCAGACAGGAGCGAAUUUGAACCAACAGGAUUGCCUUGGAGAAGCCCCAAUCCAUAAAGCAGCAAAAGCUGGGAGCUUGGAAUGUCUUGCUCUUCUUGUUGCUGGUGAUGCCAAAAUUGACUUGUGCAACAACAGUGGACAAACAGCAGCAGACCUCGCGCUGGCCUAUGGCUUUCUGGAAUGCGCCAAGUUCCUCACGACAAUUCAGCACACUCGGACAAUGACACUGAGAGGAGAGUCUGGCUACUCGCUAAGUGACAAACGCAGCUUGCUGCGAGAGGAUCCAGCUCCACAGAAAGUUGAAAGAGAAACUGGCAGAUCCAUAAGCAGGAAGAGGAGAAGAUCAGAUGAUCUUGUCUCCUAACUGACAAAAGAAGCAGUCUGUAAUCCCAAAAUGAAAGCAAGGGGAACCCGAAGUCUGAAGAAACAUGACUGGACUCUGCAUUGUGCAGCCAGAUGUAUGCUGGUACACUGUCUCCUGAGAAGGAGGAAAGCUUGUUUAUUUUUACUUCUUACAGAAGACUUUUUUUCUAGAAUAGUUGUAUUAAUACAGCUAUAAAUAAAUGAGCAUAUACCAAUUAA
Molecule: messenger RNA, 1011 nt
Organism: Phalacrocorax carbo (great cormorant)
Lineage: Eukaryota; Metazoa; Chordata; Aves; Suliformes; Phalacrocoracidae
Source: RefSeq, a predicted model, not a curated record